Messenger RNA from Amphiprion ocellaris (clown anemonefish), 877 nucleotides. Its product is annotated as polyubiquitin-like. Gene Ontology annotation, molecular function: ubiquitin binding; proteasome binding; polyubiquitin modification-dependent protein binding. The transcript has 2 exons. Gene Ontology annotation, biological process: proteasome-mediated ubiquitin-dependent protein catabolic process. The record is from RefSeq and is a predicted model, not a curated record. The coding region runs from base 171 to 638 and encodes 155 amino acids. NCBI's taxonomy places the organism in Eukaryota, Metazoa, Chordata, Actinopteri, Pomacentridae. Gene Ontology annotation, cellular component: cytosol; nucleoplasm.
GAAUCUUGAGCGAAGGGGAGGUGCUGCCGAGCUGAGGCUGGCUCUAUAUAAACUGUGAUCAGCUGGACGUUUCUGCACAGCAGCUGAUCACCAUCACUGUUUACACAUCUGAUCUGAGGACUUCAGUUUUGUCUUUAAAAAAAAAAAAAGUCAUCACAAGCAUUUGAAACAUGGAGAUCCGCAUCAUUAUGCUGGAUGGGACUUCCCACAGCAUAAAUGUGAACCCGGAGGACUCCGUCGGUUCUCUGAAGAAGACGAUCCAGACCAGACUGGGAUACCUCCCUGUCAGGCAGAAGCUGGUGAUCAGUAACGGCCAGAGGACUCCUCUAAGCGACGACUCCCGGUCUCUGAGGGACUACGGUCUGCAGUCCGGCUCCCAGGUGUCUCUGCUGGUCACUCAGCCCGCCAACAUCCAGGUGUUCCUCCGCAACGAGAAGGGAAAGUUGAGCACCUACGACAUCACACCUGAGGAGACUGUUGCUGACUUCAAGACCAGAGUGCAGCACAGAGAGGGAGUUCCUGUGAGCCAGCAGAGACUCAUCCACCAGGGCCGGGAGAUGAUGACCGGGACUCUGGCGGACUACAGCGUCGGGGAGCACAGCACCAUCGACAUGACUAUGCGUCUGAGAGGAGGCUGAGGACACUGACACGGUUCAUACACCACACUAAUGUACAUGUAGAUGUACGUUUGUUUAUUAUGUAUGAAGAUCAAAUAGCAACAUGCGCUUUUUAUUUAUUAGGACUUUUAUUUUGAACAUCAAUACAUUCCUCAAUGUGUAAUUCUGUGUUAAAAACUUUUAUUGUGGCAGUACAAAUACACACAACACGUUUUAAUUUUUUUUAUGACAAAUACAAAAAAUAAAGUCUACAGACUUUA